UUGACUCAUAGAGGCGCGGGCCUCGGAGAGGGGCAUCAAUCUCCAUCCGUCAACACCGGCAGGAGAGACGUACCUACAACGAGCGCGGCGGAAGAGUUACAGAACGGUUAUGGGUUUUUAUUUUUUUAUUUUUUUCUGCGUUGAAAUGUUAAUUUUCUAGUUCCGAAACAGGUGCGAGUUGCACGCGGAGCUGCUGUACCUGCUUCACUUCUGCCAGAAAACAACAAACUUUCUUCUAUGUGGAUAUUUCUCGAACUCUGGAUCUCAUUGGGUUGACAUUUAACAGGAUUUUUUUCCAAAAAAAAGGAGCCUGAAGAAGGAGCCCAGCUGAGCACCGGAACACCGGGAGAUCUGCAGCGUUGUGUCCGGUCCAGACACCGGGAGAUCUGCAGCGUUGUGUCCGGUCCAGACUCCGGUCUUUAGCAUGAUGUCUUAUCUCAAACAGGCCCCGUACGGGAUGAACGGACUGGGCCUGGGCGGAGCCGCCAUGGACCUGCUGCACCCGUCUGUCGGGUACCCGGGAAACCCGCGGAAGCAGCGCCGGGAGCGGACCACGUUCACCCGGACGCAGCUGGACAUUUUGGAGUCGCUGUUCGCCAAGACGCGCUACCCGGACAUCUUCAUGAGGGAGGAGGUGGCGCUGAAAAUCAACCUGCCGGAGUCCAGAGUGCAGGUGUGGUUUAAGAACCGGCGAGCCAAGUGUCGGCAGCAGCAGCAGAGCAGCAACAGCGCCAAGGCGAAGCCCGUCAAGAAGAAGUCGUCUCCGACGCGAGAGAGCACGGGUUCCGAGAGCAGCGGCCAGUUCACCCCGCCGGCAGCGCCCAGCUCCUCCUCCUCCACGUCCUCCUCCACGUCCUCCUCCUCCUCCGGGCUCGGUGGCGGUGGCUCCGCUCUGCUCAGCGCCUCCGCCUCGGUCACCGCCCCGGUGUCGUCCAUCUGGAGCCCGGCGCCCAUCUCCCCGGCCCCGGCGCCGGCCACGCUGCCCGACCCGGCCGCCCCGACCAGCGCCUCCUGCAUGCAGCGCUCGGCGUCCUCCUCCAGCGGGACGCCGUCCUACCCGGUGUCCUACAGCCAGACGGCGGCCGCGUACGGCCAGGGCUACCCUGCCUCGGCGUCCGGCUCUUACUUCAGCGGCGUGGACUGUGGCUCGUAUUUGGCGCCCAUGCACUCGCACCACCACCCGCACCACGCGCACCAGCUCAGCCCGAUGAGCGGAGGCUCCAUGUCGGGACACCCGCACCACCACAUGGGCCAGACGUCGGCACAUCACCACCCUCCCCACCACCACCCGCACCACCCGUCGCACCACCACCAGGCGUACAGCGCGCCCGGCCUCGCCUUCAACUCCACAGAUUGUCUGGAUUACAAAGAGCAGACAGCUGCUGCGGCAGCGGCUGCGUCGGCAUGGAAACUCAACUUCAACGCCUCCGACUGUUUGGACUACAAAGACCAGGCAUCGUGGCGUUUCCAAGUGCUGUGACGUCCUCCUUCCGUGUUUGUCCUCCUCUUCUCU
This is a messenger RNA of Sander lucioperca (pikeperch), 1513 nucleotides long. Its product is annotated as homeobox protein OTX1 B. The coding region runs from base 425 to 1480 and encodes 351 amino acids. The transcript is spliced from 4 exons. Gene Ontology annotation, cellular component: nucleus. The record is from RefSeq and is a predicted model, not a curated record. NCBI's taxonomy places the organism in Eukaryota, Metazoa, Chordata, Actinopteri, Perciformes, Percidae. Gene Ontology annotation, molecular function: RNA polymerase II cis-regulatory region sequence-specific DNA binding; DNA-binding transcription factor activity, RNA polymerase II-specific. Gene Ontology annotation, biological process: regulation of transcription by RNA polymerase II; multicellular organism development.